UUUGUUCAAAAAUGAUAACAGCCUGGUGGAUCUUUGUAACCUAACAAUAGAUGUGAGGGGCGGAGCUAGACGCCAUUGCUUCAUACUUUUUUUCUACAAUCUCAUUGGUGGAUGCGGCUGUAUGAUACCAUGCCAUUUACAAGAUUUAUAAGGGAUGAAAUCAACGGAUGUGCGUGUGUGUCCUAUAUAAGAUGCUGCAAAAAGUUGUAACACUUACAGUUUCCAAUUGGAAUUGCAACAGCUAGGAGUGUUAAAACGUUGCCGCUGUUCGGAUUUUGCAUCUUGUUUUCUUCCAAUUCGGAUAUUCCUAAUAGAAACCCACAAAUACUGGAUUUCUAAAACUGGACGCCAUGGUGUAUGAUAUGACACAAAAUCAUUUGGUGCCACCACAAAAUAUUGCCGUGGGCCGUUAUUAUUUACAGGAUUUACAGAAUGUGGAGAAUCAGGACUAUGCAGCCUUUGAUUUUGACAAAAGAUAUCAGGCGCGUAUGGUUUGUGAAACACCGCCACCACAGUCGUCAACAUCAGUAUCUCAAUCUUUACCCCAACCUCCACCAACACCAGCUCCUCGUAGGCGUACCACACCCAUAACUCACUUAGAUCCAGCGGAGUUGGUGGGACUUUCACGAGAAGAAAGACGCCGUAGAAGACGUGCAACAUUAAAAUAUCGUACCGCCCAUGCAACAAGAGAACGUAUACGAGUGGAGGCGUUUAAUGUAUCCUUCGCCGAGUUGAGAAAAUUAUUACCUACUCUACCACCGGAUAAGAAGCUAUCAAAAAUUGAAAUACUAAAAUUGGCUAUAUGUUAUAUUGCAUAUCUCAAUCAUGUUCUGGAGACACCAUGAGUUGAUGGACAUUAUUUUAAGUGAGUUUAAGUAAAAAAACACACAAUUCGGAAAUCAAACACAGAGAAUGUAAUGAUUGAGAAGAGAGUUGUUCUGCUCUGUUCCAGAACUGCAAGAAUGUAGAAGUUUUUACUACUAUAACCGAUUUAUGAUAUCGAAGAAAAUUGCAAAACUCGUAGAUUCUUGCAGGUACUGAAACAGAAUGACAAUUCCCAUUUAUUCUAAUUCAACGUAGGCAGUUUGUCGCAAGGGAAACUAAGAUUUUGGAGGAGAUGACAGAAGAAAAAUUGGAAUUACCUCCUCUAUUUUUGUUUUCAUGAAAUGCGCUAUUAUAUCCGCCCCAAUUGCUACGUGUAAAUGGGGGAUAAGAAGAAUGGUUUUCCUAGUAAAAACUUUCUCUGUGUGAUUUCCGAAUAAUAUUAGUUUAAAUAUUUACAUUAAGGACAAUUUUCAGUUUGUGGAUUCCUGUUAUGUGAUAUAAAUAUAAUACGUUUAAAUGACAUCAUAAAUUAUUUUACCCAUUUUUAUCUUAAUUUUUCUUUGCUAUGACAA
Molecule: messenger RNA, 1397 nt
Organism: Musca domestica (house fly)
Lineage: Eukaryota; Metazoa; Arthropoda; Insecta; Diptera; Muscidae
Gene: HLH4C
Product: T-cell acute lymphocytic leukemia protein 1 homolog
Exons: 2
Coding region: 351-845 (164 amino acids)
Biological process (GO): regulation of transcription by RNA polymerase II
Molecular function (GO): protein dimerization activity; DNA-binding transcription factor activity, RNA polymerase II-specific; RNA polymerase II cis-regulatory region sequence-specific DNA binding
Source: RefSeq, a predicted model, not a curated record